Molecule: messenger RNA, 972 nt
Organism: Loa loa (African eye worm)
Lineage: Eukaryota; Metazoa; Nematoda; Chromadorea; Rhabditida; Onchocercidae
Exons: 6
Coding region: 1-972 (323 amino acids)
Molecular function (GO): structural constituent of cuticle
Source: RefSeq, a predicted model, not a curated record
AUGGGAACACAAACGCUUGUUAAUGUAGCAUCAGCUGCAAGCGGUUUAGUCAUUAUUACAUCAUUAAUUAUUGUUGGUAUUGUAUUCCAGGAUAUUAAUAGCUUUUAUUAUGAAGUAUUGGAUGAUAUUUAUGAAUUUAAGACAUUAGCAAAUGAUGCAUGGGAUGAGAUAAUGAGUGUUCAUGUGAAUAAAAUGCAAGCUAUGCCUAAGAAGGAAUCAUUUAAAACUUUGCUUGGUUUAAAACCACGUCAAAAACGUCGUGCUAUUUGUGCAUGUGCUCUACAAGCUUUAAGUUGUCCAUCAGGACCACCUGGACCACCAGGAGAUGUUGGUUUACCAGGAGAACCAGGUGAGCCUGGCAUGGAUGGUAAGCCAGGUGCAGAUGGUAUUGCUAUAUCAACAAAUGGCUAUACGCGCGGAGGUUGCAUUACUUGUCCACCAGGACCACAAGGACCACCAGGUCCGUUAGGGCAAAAAGGACCACCUGGUCCAUCUGGAAUACCAGGCAAGCCGGGUAAUGGUGGUGGCAUAGGGCAGCCAGGACCACCGGGACAACCUGGAGAUGCCGGAAAACCAGGUGAACCAGGAAUAGAGGGACCACCUGGAGCACCUGGACUACCAGGAGCACAAAGACGCAGUGCACCAGGACCAAAAGGGGCACCAGGUCCAAUGGGUCCAGCGGGAGAACCUGGUGCACCCGGUGAAGUUGCUGGACCUGGUCCACUGGGUCCACCAGGAUCUCCAGGACCACAGGGACAACCAGGUACAGCCGGAACACCUGGUGAACCAGGAGUGCCUGGAUUACCUGGUGUACCAGGUGGUGACGCAGCUUAUUGCCCUUGCCCACCACGUUCCACUAAAACAGCAGCUAUUCAUGAAACUGGACCAAGCUAUCGAGGAGAUCUUGAGCCGGGCACUUCCUACGUUCAUCGCACUCGGAAAUCCAGAAAGAUGUUCAAGCAAAUGAAGUAA